UCUCGCGAUAUGUUAAGACAACCGGCGCCAUAGACCUCAGCGAACCUCAGCGUCGGAGAAGAGAAGCUCGCGAGAUCUCUGCAGUUGCCCAGGAGACUAAGAGGAGGAGAGGUGAUCUCGCGAAAGAAAAGAGGUCGGGAGCACUCGCGAGAUCUCAGACCACCGGACCCGAAAGGUUCUUAAGAAGUUGAAGGGCCCUCAGGAGGCCCGGGGGCAAAUGGCCGGAGCCGGACCAACCAUGCUGCUACGCGAGGAGAACGGUUGUUGCAGCCGGCGUCAAAGCAGCUCCAGCGCCGGGGACUCAGACGGGGAGCGCGAGGACUCGCCGGCUGCGCGGGCCCGGCAGCAGCUGGAGGCGCUGCUCAACAAGACUAUGCGCAUUCGCAUGACAGAUGGACGGACCCUGGUCGGCUGCUUCUUGUGCACCGACCGCGACUGCAAUGUCAUCCUGGGCUCGGCGCAGGAGUUCCUCAAACCGUCGGAUUCCUUCUCUGCGGGAGAACCCCGUGUGCUGGGCCUGGCCAUGGUACCCGGCCACCACAUCGUUUCUAUUGAGGUGCAAAGAGAGAGCCUGGCAGGGCCUCCCUAUCUCUGACCACGAUCGCGCAGGCUUUUCAGACCAUUAAACCUGUAAACAAA
Molecule: messenger RNA, 639 nt
Organism: Acinonyx jubatus (cheetah)
Lineage: Eukaryota; Metazoa; Chordata; Mammalia; Carnivora; Felidae
Gene: NAA38
Product: N-alpha-acetyltransferase 38, NatC auxiliary subunit
Exons: 3
Coding region: 218-595 (125 amino acids)
Cellular component (GO): NatC complex
Molecular function (GO): RNA binding
Source: RefSeq, a predicted model, not a curated record